UAGGAAGCAGUAAAAAUGACAAACGGCAAGAAAGCAAGAAAAGAACCUUACACCGACUUUUUUUCCUUGAGCCCAGCUGCCGGCUUCUGUCUCUGCUCUUGCUCCGACCAACGCUCAAACUCAAUUUUCAGACUGCGGGAAACCAACCGCUCCGCAGUGCUGUUCUGUAGCCCAAUGGUAGAUCUGGGGAAAGGUGCCUCUUUCCCUACUGCUGAUAAUCCUUUUGCAAGGCUUCCUGAUCAUAUAUUGGUAGAGAUUUUCAUUCGGGUACCCAUAACAGAGUGGAGCCAGUUAUCUUGCGUUAAGAAACAAUGGGCCAAUCUGUUCCAAGAAGAAUGCUUGUGGCAUGCUGCUCUAAUCAGGACUUUUCCUUUCGCUGGCCUAGCCAAACGGUGGCCUGGGCCUAUCCCUCGAGGGAUGAGCAAAAGGAGGUAUGCUGCAUUGUACAUAAGUAAACACAUGUUUUCUUUGGAUGAUGAAGUGGAUGAGAUCGUAGGCCACAGUUAUUUGUUUCUGAAAGAACAGCUAGAAAUUUCAAAAAUGCCUCCUCCAUCCGGGAUACUUCACGGGACUAUAAUAGAUCAGUUUAUUGCAUGCGGUAAAUCAAGGGAUAAGGCACAUGAACUGGCAUCGUUAAUCUGGUUGGCUGUGAUCGACAACAUGGAAGAAAAUGAACAAACACUUCUCAUACUUAAGCGUCUGGCAUCAGAGGGAGACGUUAUUUUGCCUUUCCCGUACUCUAGGUCUUCCAAAGUUCAGUGGAGAGUGUUUGACAGACUCUUUACAGAUUUUCGCGACUGCCUGAAUCAUGUCAAGUACUGUGAGAUACUGGCAUAUGCUAAACAAAGAUUUCAGCCGAUACCAUCAAGUUGGUUGGGUUACUAGCCAAGCGAGCACAAUCAGGUUCACUAUUUCAUACAUAGUUGUACACCAAAACUGAAUCCCCGUCAAGAUGUUGAAUAUACUUUUUUGCAACGCGGGGUGUUUACUCAAAUAAUUGACUCUAUAUUUGUAUAGUGCUGGUUGUUUGCAUGACAUGUAAAACAUGCGCCUCACCAAUCCUCCCGUUAUAUUUUUCAAGUUGUUAUUUCAUACUGUCUGUAUAUUGUACUUUUUUUUGAGUGACGAGGAAAACUUGCAGCCAUUAUU
This is a messenger RNA of Ipomoea nil (Japanese morning glory), 1149 nucleotides long. RefSeq lists its product as uncharacterized. The transcript has 5 exons. Gene Ontology annotation, molecular function: protein binding. Bases 16 to 885 code for a protein of 289 amino acids. The record is from RefSeq and is a predicted model, not a curated record. NCBI's taxonomy places the organism in Eukaryota, Viridiplantae, Streptophyta, Magnoliopsida, Solanales, Convolvulaceae.